This is a messenger RNA of Panicum virgatum (switchgrass), 547 nucleotides long. RefSeq lists its product as uncharacterized. The record is from RefSeq and is a predicted model, not a curated record. Lineage: Eukaryota; Viridiplantae; Streptophyta; Magnoliopsida; Poales; Poaceae. The transcript is spliced from 2 exons. The coding region runs from base 2 to 496 and encodes 164 amino acids.
GAUGCGAUGUUGGCAGACCCAAAUCCUCAAGUGCAACAUUAGCACAAGGGAAAUGCAUAUGAUUCGCCUACCGCCUGCUUGCUGCUCAGACCGGCGCAUUGUGCUCAUGGCUAUGCAAGACGGUGGCCUGGGAUUCGCCACCGUGUCUGGUUCCAAUCUCUGCCUGUGGUCGAGAGAGGGCGCUUCUGACAAAGAUGCAGGAUGGGUACAGAAGACAGCAAUUGACCUGAAAACACUGCUCCCUGGUCGAGCCCUCGUAACGCCACCUGAUGUCGCUGGCUUCGCGGAGGGCAUUGGUUUCAUUUUUGUGGAGACAAAUUCUGGACACUUCAGAAUUGAUCUAAAGUCCAGCUAUGUGAAGAAAGUCCGCCCUGUCAGUGGUGGCUCCAUCAUUUUCCCCUACAUGAGCUUCCACACCCCAGUGCUGGGAGCAGCAGCAGCAGCCUCUACAGGUGAGGGACCAAGUACGGGUGCUUCAAGUGAAGAAAAAGCUUAAAGUGCUGAUCUAGGCUUCUCAGUCCAAGCGGAACUUGGGUUGUGGACUUGU